AAGAGGAGUGUGCCUACGUGAUCUUUGAGGACUGAAAAGAGCACUAUGAAGUCUUACUCCAUUUGGAUGUAGAUGACCCAAAAAAAUGUCGUGAUAAAGAGACAGAUGUCCUCACCGACCGUGUUUGAUCGACGAAAGAGUCUCGAUGCCGAUACUAUUCAGCACCGGCACAAGCACAACGGGGCCUCCCCGUGGUGAGGACCCCCACGUCAAGACGCGAGCCUAAACGGUGGCAUUGCCACGUGUUUGGAAGGAGGCCGAGAUAGUAGUCGUGCUGUGGUUCUGUCGGAAGGAGACCGACGUGUAGAGAUAGUGGUGACCCGGUCGUGUAAUAGAACCACUAUUUUUACGGUCGUGCGGUUCGUGUAAUAGAACCACGUUUACGGUCGUGUAGCAGCACCCCAACAGAAAAAGAUGCCUCCGUCAUUGAGCAAAAGAAUAUGGGACAAUUUGCCGGAUGCAGAUGAUCUCUUCGCCUACGACACGGUAAAAGAAGUACGAGUUCUGGAUCGCCGCUUAGGUCUGGUCUAUUUUAAGGCUAGUUUCUCAGCAUCGCUAUCCCAGGUGGACAUGGAGUAUUGCUGAGUGUAGUCUCAUCCUUUGACACAUUCUUAAAGAGGAAAGACGCGCUAAGGGGGACGCAGCAGGGCAUCUCAUAGUGAGAAACUAGGGAUACAGUGAGAAACUAGCGCUAACGAGUACUCGGUCUUCAACCUCGUCCUCUUCUACAUCUUGGUGUACGUCUUCGCGAUAGAGAAACGGUAUUCACUACUGUUUUUUGCAAACUGGUUUUCGACUCUAGUAUACUUAUGCUUCUUCACAAGUUGUACCUAGCACCACAAGUCCUCUCGGCAAAACUAGUAUAAAAGCCCAUGUGUGAAGAUAGAUGAAGUACAAAAUGUUGAUUCCAUACGUGGUGAUGCCACAUCAUGCUUGCUGCAGAUACCAAGACCGAGAAAAAGCUGUCGGCUGGGUCGUCUCUACGGCAUCCAACCCACCGAUACCGGACAAAGAGCCUCACGACCUCUUCGAUAUUUCCGCAUUAUGAAUAUUCACCUCUAUCUCGUAGAUGUAUACCUUCAAGCAAAAAAUUAGGAAUAUUCACCUAGAUGGCCUAUUUUUGCUAGUUCUAAUAUUUAUACCGCUUCCUUUUUUCUAACUUCCCUAGGUAGCUUUGCUCCACCACAAAUAUUCACCUCAUCAUUUUGAUUAGCAAGUAGCUCUUUUCAUUUGCAAGCGAACAGGAUGCGAUAUUUUUGCCAACGCGAAUACUGAGGACGACUGGGCAAGAAAACAAAAACACGAAAACGGACGCCGACUUUUGCGCGUCGCCACUCCAUAAGUGCACCACAGCCGCGGACUGCGAAAUCGAGAAUGCGGCGCAACAAAAAGGUAUCAGAAAGACGAGGGGGACCUUCGUAGGCAGUAGAGGUAGAAAAGGUAUCAGAAAGACGAGGGCCUUCGUAGGUAGUAGAGGUAGUUGUAUAGGGAACGUUAGGUAGAAAAGGUAUCAGAACGACGAGGAGGGCCUUCGUAAGUAGUAUUUAGGUAGCUGUAUAGGGAACGUUAGGUAGAAAAGGUAUCAGAACGACGAGGAGGGCCUUCGUAAGUAGUAUUUAGGUAGUUGUAUAGGGAACGUUAGGUAGAAAAGGUAUCAGAAAGACGAGGAGGACCUUCGUAAGUAGUAUUUAGGUAGUUAUAUAGGGAACGUCCUCCUAAGGGCGAUCUGCCGGAGUGGUUUUGUCACCUUGUGUGGCAGCGAAGUCGAGGCGUCCUAUCCUAUCCUAUCCUAUCCUAUCCUAUCCUAUAGGUAGAAAAUGCGACCUUCGUAGCGUUGUCUCAGAUUCAGGGAAUGUCAUCAACAUCACAUGAACAUGUGAUAGUAGAUCAUAGCUGUUCACGAGACAGCACUUCUUCUUCGAUCCUUUACUACUAGUAGCUGUUCACGAGACAGCACUUCUUUUUCGAAACAAAGGUGACGUCUGCACUGCCGGCACAUGCAUGA
Molecule: messenger RNA, 2005 nt
Organism: Amoebophrya sp. A25
Lineage: Eukaryota; Dinophyceae; Syndiniales; Amoebophryaceae
Source: the annotation of a GenBank genome assembly